Messenger RNA from Budorcas taxicolor (takin), 1762 nucleotides. It is a transcript of the gene TPST2, whose product is annotated as tyrosylprotein sulfotransferase 2. Gene Ontology annotation, cellular component: Golgi apparatus. Lineage: Eukaryota; Metazoa; Chordata; Mammalia; Artiodactyla; Bovidae. Gene Ontology annotation, biological process: peptidyl-tyrosine sulfation. Gene Ontology annotation, molecular function: protein-tyrosine sulfotransferase activity. The record is from RefSeq and is a predicted model, not a curated record. Bases 210 to 1370 code for a protein of 386 amino acids. The transcript has 6 exons.
CCUCCCCCGGCCGGGGCGGCUGGCGAGCUGGGAGUCGCUGGGCGCGCGGGGCUGCCGCGGCGAGCCUCUCACGGGCUCAGCUGGUGGACCGUCCUGGCGAGCAGCCACGAGCAGCAGAGCCCAGGGAUGAGUGUGUCCAGGGAAGAUGUGAGCACCGCGGGGCUCCUGCCCGCCUGCCCCUGAAGCGCGCCCCCCGCCCCGGGCCCAGCAUGCGCCUGUCGGUGCGGAGGGCGCUGCUGGCAGCCGGCCUGGCCCUGGCCCUGGUGCUGGCCGUCCACCUGGGACAGCGGGUGCUGGAGUGCCAGGCGGUGCUGGGGGGCCUGCGGGGCCCCCGGCGGACCAUGCGGCCCGAGCAGGAGGACCUGAUGAUGGUGGGCGCGGACCACGUGGAGUACCGCUACGGCAAGGCCAUGCCGCUCAUCUUCGUCGGGGGCGUGCCCCGGAGCGGCACCACGCUGAUGCGGGCCAUGCUCGACGCGCACCCCGAGGUGCGCUGCGGCGAGGAGACCCGCAUCAUCCCGCGCGUGCUGGCCAUGCGCCAGGCCUGGUCCAAGUCGGGCCGGGAGAAGCUGCGGCUGGACGAGGCGGGCGUGACGGACGAGGUGCUGGACGCCGCCAUGCAGGCCUUCAUCCUGGAGGUGAUCGCCAAGCACGGCGAGCCGGCCCGCGUCCUCUGCAACAAGGACCCCUUCACGCUCAAGUCCUCCGUCUACCUGUCACGCCUGUUCCCCAACUCCAAGUUCCUGCUCAUGGUGCGCGACGGCCGGGCCUCCGUGCACUCCAUGAUCACCCGCAAGGUCACCAUUGCUGGCUUCGACCUCAGCAGCUACCGCGACUGCCUCACCAAGUGGAACAAGGCCAUCGAGGUGAUGUACGCACAGUGCAUGGAGGUGGGCAAGGACAAGUGCCUGCCCGUGUACUACGAGCAGCUGGUGCUGCACCCCCGGCGCUCCCUCAAGGUCAUCCUCGACUUCCUGGGUAUCGCCUGGAGCGACGCUGUCCUCCACCACGAGGACCUCAUCGGCAAGCCGGGCGGCGUCUCCCUGUCCAAGAUUGAACGAUCCACAGACCAGGUCAUCAAGCCUGUGAACCUGGAAGCUCUCUCCAAGUGGACUGGCCACAUCCCUGGGGAUGUGUUGAGGGACAUGGCCCAGAUUGCCCCUAUGCUGGCCCGGCUCGGCUAUGACCCCUAUGCAAACCCGCCCAACUACGGCAACCCCGACCCCAUUGUCAUCAACAACACACACCGGGUCUUGAAAGGGGACUAUAAAACACCAGCUAAUCUGAAAGGCUAUUUUCAGAUCUCAGCACAUGGUUUUGUUUGCCAGAAGAGGAGAAACUUUGCAUUCGAGUGGAAAUCGGACCUCUAAUCCAAGCAUAUUGCUUGCUAUUAACCGCCAAAACAGGACUGCUCACGAGGAACGUCUUUGCAUAUAUGUUUGCAAAAGCUGUGUCAUUGGAAACUUAACCUUGAGAUACUCUGUCUUAGGACAGUCCAGGGUAGAGAGCCAAGAGUGUAAAAGUAGUCCAGCUUUUGAAACUUAGGUUAUUUUAUAUUUUUCUCCUCGAGAACUUUUUUUGGUUUUUUAAGAAAUGGAUUUGCCAUCCUCCUCAACUCACAGGACUGCUGUGGUGGCUUUGUGUCUGGGUCAGGGCCCACCGCCUGCGCCUCUCCUGUUGACCCUUAACUUUUGAAGUCAAAGAAUCUAUUUAAGAAUUUAAUAUAUGAGGCUUUCUUUUAUUCUUCCUUGGUUCUACUCAG